Molecule: messenger RNA, 465 nt
Organism: Endocarpon pusillum Z07020
Lineage: Eukaryota; Fungi; Ascomycota; Eurotiomycetes; Verrucariales; Verrucariaceae
Exons: 2
Coding region: 1-465 (154 amino acids)
Source: RefSeq, a predicted model, not a curated record
AUGCUUGUCAGGCGCCAUUCCACGAACGUUCAGACUGGGCGCCACCUCUAUCAGAACGACGUUGCCUCGUUGGCACGAUCCCUUCCACCAAGGAACCUCCAGGUGGUAACAGUUGGAUCGGAUAGCACUUGCUACAGUCCUCGGCGAGAGAUCCCUCGACCCCGCGGACUCUGUUGUGCUGUCUACCGUCAAAAAGAGAUGCUGAAUCCCGUUCCAGCUGCCUGGAAAGAUCCAGAGAUCCCGCACGCCGCCUCUCCUCAUCGGAAGAUGGUCGAGCCCGUCGGCUGCCGCGCUCCGACGAUGUAUCGCGACAUUCCGAUCGCGUUGGUGGCUGCAAGGUUGACUGAUCAGCUUGAGCGAGCCGUCUCUCUUCCUCCUCGGACGCCGAUAAAGUUUGGAAUCUCACCUGAGUACGAGAGGGCUGUGCACGUUGUACCUUUCCAUCGGCAGAUGGGUGUUGAGUAG